CUCCGCUAGUCCGUAGAAUCGAAAACAAGCUCUUCUCCUUCGUUUGCUAAUUUUAUCUCUCCCUUCCUUCCUUCCUCCCUCCAUCAGAUUUCUAAUCUUUGGUACUUUUUCUUUAGGUUGCAGCAUUAAAUCGAGUAGGCUCUACGAUCUCUCGUCCUGUUUCAUCGCCAGGAGGAUUAGGGAGGAAACACCGAGCACCGAUUUUGAAAGGAGAUCAAAAGGGAAACAGCGGAAUGCUUUUUUGUUUUCGAUUUGAAACAACUCCACUUCGUUGAUCUUUUGUUGAGAUCUUUCUUUAGGGUUGUGAGUUCGCAUUUGGACGUCCCAUUUCCUGCUUCAGUUUUGUGUUUUUUAGAGGGGAAGUUGCAAGUUUUUCGGUGUAGGAUAAGGGAACGUUGCGAUUGUUGGGAUUGGUUGUGCGAUUUGGAUCUGAUCGGUUCCGAGAAAGUAUAAGUUGAUUGGGGAAGAUGUCUGGAUUUGUGGGGGUUGUCGUCUCUGAUGCUUCGCUUCAAAGUCAGUUCACUCAGAUGGAACUCCGAGACCUAAACUCUAAAUUCCUUUCCACAAAACGGGAGAGAGGGCAUGUGACGAUCAAAGAACUGCCGCCGAUGAUGGAAAAGUUGAAGGGCCUGAAUGAUAUGGUUACGGAACAAACGAUUGCCGAAAUGUUAGCUGAAUCAUACCCUGAUACCGGCCUCGAGAUAGACUUUGAAUCGUUUCUUCGGGCAUAUUUGGAUCUUCGAUCCAAAGCAAGGCAAAGAAUAGGCAACUUGAAGACUGCUGUGUCAUUCCUGAAGGCCUCGACAACCACGAACUUGCAUACCAUCAAUGAAGCUGAAAAGGCUUCUUAUGUGGCACACAUCAACAACUAUCUUGGAGAAGACCCGUUCCUGAAAAAGUAUCUGCCAUUGAAUCCAGCAACCAAUGAUCUGUUCAAUCUUGUUUUGGAUGGAGUUCUUCUAUGUAAAUUGAUCAAUGUUGCUGUUCCGGGGACAAUAGAUGAGAGAGCAAUAAAUACCAAAGGAGUGCUUAACCCAUGGGAACGAAAUGAGAAUCACACUCUUGGCCUUAACUCAGCGAAAGCUAUUGGGUGCACUGUAGUCAAUAUUGGAACACAGGACUUGGUUGAAGGAAGACCACAUUUGAUACUUGGUUUGAUAUCUCAAAUCAUAAAGAUACAACUUUUAGCAGACCUUAACCUUAAGAAAACACCCCAACUUAUGGAGAUAAUGGGUGACAGUAAGGAUGCAGAGGAACUACUAACUCUUGCACCAGAAAAGAUGUUGCUUAAGUGGAUGAAUUUUCAUCUCAAGAAAGCUGGCUACGGAAAAACUGUAACAAAUUUUUCUUCUGAUGUGAAGGAUGGAGAGGCCUAUGCUUAUCUUCUUAAUGCUCUUGCUCCUGAGCAUUGCGACUCUUCAACCAAGAAUAUUGAAGAUCCUAAUGAGAGGGCAAAAAGAGUAUUAGAACAAGCUGAGAAGCUGGAUUUGAAGAAAUUCUUAAGUCCAGACGACAUUGUGGAAGGCUCUCCUAAUUUGAACCUUGCAUUUGUGGCACAGAUAUUUCACCACAGGAAUGGUCUUUCCACUGACAACAAUCAGUUACCCGCACAAAUUACGCCCGACGGUGAUGAUAUCCAGGAUACGAGGGAAGAAAGAGCUUUUCGACUAUGGAUCAACAAUUUUGGGAUCGCUACAUUUGUUAAUAAUUUGUUUGAAGAUGUCCGGGAUGGAUGGGUUCUUCUGGAGGUACUUGACAAAGUCUCUCCUGGCUCAGUUAACUGGAAGCAAGCAACAAAGCCUCCAAUUAAGUUGCCUUUUAGAAAAGUUGAAAACUGCAAUCAAGUUGUGGAGGUUGGGAAACAGUUGAAACUUUCGCUGGUGAAUGUCGCUGGCAAUGACAUUGUGCAAGGCAACAAAAAGUUAAUUAUUGCUUUUCUAUGGCAAUUAAUGAGAUUCAAUAUGCUCCAACUUCUCAACAACUUGAGAUUUCACUACCAAGGAAAAGAGAUAUCAGAUUCAGAUAUUCUAAACUGGGCCAACAAUAAAGUUAAGGAAUCAGGGAGAAGUUCUCAAAUGGAGAGUUUCAAGGACAAAAAUUUGGCAACUGGGAUAUUUUUCCUUGAGCUUCUUAGUGCUGUGCAGCCUAGGAUGGUUAGCUGGAAUCUGGUUACAAAGGGGGAAAACGAUGAAGAAAAGAAGUCUAAUGCUACGUACAUGAUUAGCAUAGCAAGAAAACUUGGAUGCUCUGUCUUUCUGUUGCCUGAGGACAUCAUGGAGGUAAACCAAAAGAUGAUCCUUACGCUUACUGCAAGCAUCAUGUACUGGAGUCUGAAACAGGCUGGAGGAGGAAACUCCAAGCCGGCAGAAUCUAUUCCUGAAGUUCCAGAGCUCUAGCUGAUAUUGAUGCUACAUCUACAGUCGCAGAGGAGUUGUUGAGCAGAACACAAAGGUUCUUGCUCUUUACUGUGUUUUCUGUUUUUAUUGUAUUGAAUUUCCUUUGCGUCAGAGAGCAAAAAGGGAAAUAUGUAGGAUUGAAAUGAUUUUGUAAGAUUUUGUCACAUUCAUUCUUUGGCAAUUUAUUGUUUUUCUUGAAUAAUGUU
Molecule: messenger RNA, 2602 nt
Organism: Zingiber officinale
Lineage: Eukaryota; Viridiplantae; Streptophyta; Magnoliopsida; Zingiberales; Zingiberaceae
Product: fimbrin-5-like
Exons: 14
Coding region: 468-2396 (642 amino acids)
Biological process (GO): actin filament network formation; actin filament bundle assembly
Cellular component (GO): cytoplasm; actin filament; actin filament bundle
Molecular function (GO): actin filament binding
Source: RefSeq, a predicted model, not a curated record